Molecule: messenger RNA, 1341 nt
Organism: Medioppia subpectinata
Lineage: Eukaryota; Metazoa; Arthropoda; Arachnida; Sarcoptiformes; Oppiidae
Source: the annotation of a GenBank genome assembly
AUGAAGUCGUUAAUAGUGGCCGACCCGGAGCUGAUCAACACAAUGAAUACCAGAGAUUUUCACUUAUUUGUCGACCGCACGGCCUGGAAGUCCGGGGAUCCGUUGAACGACCGGUCGUUGUUUCAACUGAUGGGAGACGAGUGGAAAGCCAUGCGAUCUGUGAUAAGUCCGACAUUUUCAUCGGGAAAGAUGCGAGCAAUGCAUCCACUGAUCAUCGAUUGUGUCCAUCGAUUGGACCAAUACUUGGAGACAAAGGCUAUAAAUGGGGAUGAAUUGGAUGUGAAGCGAGCGAUGGGUAACCUAACUAUGGAUGUGAUCGCUUCGUGUGCUUUUGGCACUCAAAUAGACACUCAUAACGACCACAAAACCAACGCAUUUGUGGAAAAUGCUAUGAAAUUGUUCAGGUUCAAUUGGUUUCUCUGGGUGUUUGCAUUACUACUAAUGAUGUUACCUGAUUCAAUGAGGGAGUGGUUUGGCUUUUCACUCAUGUCCGCCACUGGGGGUAAAUUUUUCCGAUCAGCGAUUAACGAGAUUACAGCCAGACGUAGAGCUGACCCCAAUUGCGGUCAAUACAGGGAUUAUCUGCAGCUUAUGAUUAACGCCCAGAAUAGGAAUGCAGACAAUAGUGAGGAUCAGGACAUCGAUGACCUCAACGAACACAUCUUCGGCACAACCGAUUCUAAGGACUCUUUGAAACCUAAACAGCCAAUGAAAGCGCAGAUAACAGACAACGAUAUGUUGGCCACGAGUUUGUUAUUUUUCAUCGCCGGUUAUGAGACAACUGCCACUCUAUUGCAGUUUCUGUUGUACUCGUUGUCCGUCAAUGAGAAGUGUCAGCAAAGACUAUACGAAGAGAUCAAUGCCUUCGACGGCAACUAUAGCUACGAAUCAAUCGCUCGAAUGCCGUAUUUGGAGGCCUGUAUUGCAGAGACGCUCAGACUUUAUAAUCCACUUCACGUUACCUUUAGGAUUGCAGCGCAGGAUUAUAAGCUUGGUGAUACUGAAAUAAUUGUGCCGAAAGGAACGCUCGUGGUAUUUGACAUCCAGUCCCUCCAUCACAGCCCCGAGUAUUACCCGAAUCCCGAGGUUUGGGAUCCCGAGAGGUUUUUACCCUCAAAUCGUGAUCGAUUAGUGCCCUAUACUUAUAUGCCGUUCGGAACGGGACCCCGAAAUUGUGUGGGAAUGAGGUUUGCGUUAAUGGAGGCCAAGACUGCUGUCGCGCAUCUCAUCACUAAAUACCGAUUCAAACGUACGGCUAAUACAGCGGUUCCGCUGAAGUACAAGAAGUUUAAGAUAAUAUUAACCUCUGAAGUCAUUUAUCUUGGGAUUGAAAAAAGAUAA